This is a messenger RNA of Penicillium oxalicum, 1827 nucleotides long. It is a transcript of the gene erf2, whose product is annotated as palmitoyltransferase ERF2. Lineage: Eukaryota; Fungi; Ascomycota; Eurotiomycetes; Eurotiales; Aspergillaceae. The transcript has a single exon. The record is from RefSeq and is a predicted model, not a curated record. Gene Ontology annotation, cellular component: endoplasmic reticulum; Golgi apparatus. Gene Ontology annotation, biological process: protein targeting to membrane; peptidyl-L-cysteine S-palmitoylation. The coding region runs from base 1 to 1827 and encodes 608 amino acids. Gene Ontology annotation, molecular function: protein-cysteine S-palmitoyltransferase activity.
AUGGCAAGCUCGACGGUGCGUCCGGGCUCUCUCGACGUCAGUCAGCAACAGCAUGUCCUGGGCAUUCCGCGACCUCCCUCGGUUGGAGGGAUUUCAUCCCGGGUGACUGAUCUCGCCUCGGAAGAUGGCAAUGCUUCACCAUCGCACACGUCGCCGCCACCCACCCUUCAGCACCGCACUUCUGCCUCUCGUCGCGCUCCACCACCUGCUCGUAAUUCGGUCACUUCAACGGCUGGGUCGAGUCAGAGACCUGGAAGCUCUGCUAGCCGUCUGAGUAGGACACACAUCCCGUCUCUUACUGCGCAGGCAUUUUUUCGGCCGAUGAGCUCGCAGCGCCUCCAAGCGCAUCGAGGUGGCCGACCCUUGACCAUUGGGACAAUUUCUACCACGGAUGGAUGGAACGAUCAACAAAGUCAGAACCGGCACAGUUUAGUUUCGAACAGUACAAUGCAACAUGGUUCACAGGUUCAAACGGAGCUAGACGUCCCACCGUCGCGAGGCACAGAGUUCACAGAUCCUCUGACGCCAGACCGAAACACUUGCAAUGCUAGCCCAACGGGCCAAACGACCAUCCGCAGCCUCGGUGACAGUGUGAGGCUUCUACGUGACCGCGAGCAAAAUGACAGGCCACGUCCUCCCCAAUUAAAUCUCAAUGCCAAUAAUCCUCCAAAGGACUCGCACGAUGUCCCUCCGAAGUCACCAUUGUCCUUCCUUUCACUACAGAACAUGGGAACUUCACACAAUAAUCAUGAUGCCCGAGGCCACGAGAGAUUAUCAUCCGCGGGCUCUUCUCCAGGGCCCAUGGAGGCAAAGAAGCAGCUACCUCGAGGCAAUCUCGGCAAGAAUUGGGAAUAUUUCGUCGGCAAUACAUUUUUUUGUUUCGGUGGCCGACUGCUCAAUUCAAGAGACAAGCCCAUUAAUAUCGUCACGGGGAUCCUUCAGCUCCUUCCCUCAGCUCUGUUCUUCGCAUAUUCGGGUCCUUGGCUAUGGCACAACAUUUCACCGGCUAUUCCCAUCUUAUUUGCCUACGUUUUCUAUAUCUGCUUCUCAUCAUUUGUGCAUGCGUCUGUUGUCGAUCCCGGCAUCAUGCCACGAAACCUCCACUCGAUGCCUCAAUUCACCUUGGCCCAUGAUCCAUUGGCAAUCGGUCCGCCCACCAACGAUUGGGUCAUGGUCAAAUUAGCCACCUCUGACGUUGCAGCGAUGGAUGUCCCCGUGAAGUACUGCAAGACUUGUGCUAUUUGGCGGCCACCUCGCUGCUAUCAUUGUCGGGUGUGUGAUAAUUGUGUCGAAACUCUCGAUCAUCACUGUGUCUGGUUGAACAACUGCGUGGGCCGGCGAAAUUACCGCUACUUCUUCGCUUUUGUGAGCUCGUGUACUAUUCUCUGUCUGUUCUUGAUCGGAGCCAGUCUGGCCCACAUCUUGGUUUACAUGGACCGCGAAGGAAUAUCAUUUGGAGCUUCCAUCUCCAAGUGGCGGGUGCCGUUUGCCAUGUUUAUUUACGGCAUUAUCGCUCUUCCAUAUCCCACCUCUCUGUGGGCUUAUCAUCUUUUCUUGGUGGGUCGCGGUGAGACGACCAGGGAGUAUCUCAAUUCCCACAAAUUUCAAAAGCAGGAUCGUCAUCGACCUUUUACCCAGGGUAACGUCUUCACUAAUUGGAUCGCUGUUUUGGCUCGACCCCGACCACCGACCUACAUGCAAUUCAAGCGCCCCUAUAAAGAAGGCGAUCAGCGUUACGCCAUGCAAAAACGCAAGUAUCUCGCCCGCGAUCUUGAGUCUCAGGCCGGCAUUGAGAUGCAAGAAGUUGGCCCGCAUCGUCAGGAUUAA